UCCUCAUCGCGGCCUGUCGCGCAUCAGCGUGUGUAGCUGUCCGCCACUGCCCCCCUUACUUUGCCCUGGCUGGGAGGUAAAGAGGCUGCGAGGGAAUGGUGUAGCACGCAGGCCGCUGUGAAACCGCCCCACGGGAAUGUGAAAUCCCCCCCCUGAAGACGCCGUGUCUGCGUGCCCAAAUACGUUUUUACCUGGUUUCUCAUGGAAGCAGAUGGAUUUGUGAGGAGGCGUCGGAUGACAGCGGAGACUACAGGCAGUGAUCCCGGGGUCGCUGGUGCAUCUGCCGGGGCAGAAGUUCGAUGGCUGGGGGGCAGAUUCUGGGGAGUUUCGGAAAGUAUCGUGGGAAGCCUGACACCUCGGAUUGGAGGGGAAACGGAGCUACAAACUGUUGAUUUCACCCGCAGUGCACAAGAUGCACAAACAGAGGACACUGAACCAGACUAUGAGGGUUUGCCACAGGGAGCCUCCACUAGCACCCACAUGUUGGCUGGAUCCGUGGCUGGGAUCAUGGAGCAUUGCCUCAUGUUCCCCAUCGACUGUGUCAAGACGCGCAUGCAGAGCCUACAGCCCGACCCCGCAGCCCGCUACAGGAACGUCAUGGAUGCUCUUCGCCGAAUUGUUGCCACGGAGGGAGUCUGGCGGCCAAUGAGGGGGCUGAAUGCAACCGCAGUCGGGGCAGGACCUGCCCAUGCCCUCUAUUUUGCCAGCUAUGAGAAACUCAAAAAGACUCUAAGUGAUGUCAUUCACCCAGGGGCUAACAGCCAUUUGGCUAAUGGAACAGCUGGGUGUGCGGCAACACUGCUUCACGACGCAAUCAUGAACCCAACCGAAGUUGUGAAGCAGCGCAUGCAGAUGUACAAUUCGCCGUACCGCGGCGUGAUGGACUGUGUACGCGCCGUGUGGCACAAAGAGGGCCCGGCCGCGUUCUACCGCAGCUACACCACCCAGCUCACCAUGAACGUGCCCUUCCAGGCGCUCCACUUCAUGACCUAUGAGUAUCUCCAGGAGCUGCUGAACCCCCACAGACAGUACAACCCCUCGUCCCACAUGUUGUCCGGAGCCUUGGCCGGGGCCAUCGCGGCUGCGACCACCACACCGCUGGACGUGUGCAAGACCCUGCUCAACACCCAGGAGUCUCUGGCGCUCAGCUCCCUGUCUUCUGGCCAAGGCCAAGGAGCCCACAGACACAUCUCGGGCCUGGCCCACGCCUUCAGGACGGUUUACAGGCUGGGCGGCCUGAAGGGCUUCUUCAAGGGGGUGCAGGCGAGGAUCAUCUACCAGAUGCCCUCCACGGCCAUCAGCUGGUCCGUCUACGAGUUCUUCAAAUACGGACUCACCAAGCACCAGCACGACAAGAGGAGAACGCAGCACGUGGAGGCGGAGAUCUAGAUGUCGCUUCUGGUGUCAUUCAGUCCUUGAUGUGGUGAAGUCAAUACGCACACAGAAUCUGACUCAAAUCAUCCUCAGUUGUCCCAUGCUUUACAGACAUAGGAGAAUAAGAAAAGGAGAUAGGAAGAUAAGAAAGGCCUCUUCAAAGAUUGUUUUGAGUAGUUUCAUUUCUGCCAAGCCACUAAUUCAAAACUAGGUGUGGUUUGAGUUACGUUGUUUCAGAAAACAUCUGUACACUAUUAAAGAAGUAGUUCAUCUUAAAAGCUGUUCUAGGGACCACAACGUUUGUCUAAUUGUCAAGAACGUGUGAGUUGGAAAAGUCGUCAGCAGAGGGCGGUAGUGUUACUUUGUUAACUUUCUUGUAGAUUGAUAAACUUUGCUCUCCUAGAGCCAGUUUUCUGCCCCAUCCAAGCCAUGAUUUUGCAAAUAAAAUUUAAACUCCUGAUCAGAUCCCCCUCUUUUCUCUCAAUAAACCCUUUUUUAAUAUCUUGCAUUCUAUUCUCCCAGUAAUCCAAGACAAGGUCACGGUGGGCGACACACAGUCAUUCUGUCUUUUAUGAAAUGUAUCUUUAGAUUUGAUCCAGUUUUGAAGUGUUUAAGCCAUUUGGAUAAAAAGAACAAAUUGACCCAGACUGACAACAUAUUGUUGCAUACAUUCAUUUCCCGUCAUGGAUCACUUUCAGAUACUUCUCUGUUUGAGGUGAAAUGAAACCCUUCCAACCUUGUAAAGGAGAAGACCAACUUUUGUAUCUUGAUCAAUUGAACCGUGUUAUUUCAAAUGUAGUCCAGUCGUAUUUAAGUUUGAGUUUAAUGGCUUAACACAAAGAGACCAGAUUUGGAGCCCCCUUUUUUAUUUUGCUAUUGAAACUUUAAAUAUAAAUAAAUCUUUCAAAUGUCAAUAUCCAACAUUAUUCCCUAUAAAAUUAUUGGCCAGAAAAUACAAAUAUUAAUUUUAUCUUGAGUAAUUUAUUUUUAAUGAUUUUGCUUCUUUAAAUUGUGUUUUAUUUCCAGCAAAUAUAUUGCUUUAAACUGUCCCUUUUAGUCUGACCCACCCUCCUGUUUAUCUGUUCAAUCCCCCCUUGGAUCAUCCAAAUACACACCAUUAAUGCCUUGCUUACAUGUUUGGCAGAGCAAACCAGGGCACCAUUAAAAUGGCCAUUUCUGUGCAUUAACUCAAACUAUCAGCCUGUGAACUACUCACUCCUCCCAUCUGUUCUUGACGGCAAAGGUUGUGUUUAUCCUACUGUGCCCAAAAGUAAUUGAGUAUACCAAAAGAUAUGCAUCUUUACCCCCAUUGAGUACACAUAAAUGGAAGCUGUCAUUCUUAUUGAUUGAAGUCUGUUUCUGACACUGAAUUGCACUUGAUGAAUAAAGACUGAGCGGUGGAUCUCUACUCACUGGUCAUAAAUGAUGGGA
Pungitius pungitius (ninespine stickleback) is the source of this 2805-nucleotide messenger RNA. It is a transcript of the gene slc25a28, whose product is annotated as solute carrier family 25 member 28. Gene Ontology annotation, cellular component: mitochondrial membrane. Bases 202 to 1389 code for a protein of 395 amino acids. The record is from RefSeq and is a predicted model, not a curated record. The transcript is spliced from 4 exons. Gene Ontology annotation, biological process: iron import into the mitochondrion. Lineage: Eukaryota; Metazoa; Chordata; Actinopteri; Perciformes; Gasterosteidae. Gene Ontology annotation, molecular function: ferrous iron transmembrane transporter activity.